AUGUCAAAAAGACCGGCAGAAGAAACAGUGGGGGCUCUGGAGGCUCAACGGCAAAGUACGGGCCCGCAAACUCCAAAGCGUGCGCGCCUUGAGGAGGUUAUUGACCAAGAGUUUGUGGAGAAAGGCUCGUCGAGGAAUGGUAUGAUCUUGGAAGCUUCGCGGCCGAGGGCACCGGCCCCCACCACCGAUAUGGACGAAGAUGGGGAUUACGAGGACGAUGUGGCGGUUGGUCAGCUCGGGGUCGGGAAAGCGCAAGAGGGACCUUCAGAGGGGUUCUCGGACCUGUAUUUGGACACUAUUAAUCGGUUACUAAUUAAAGUAGACUUUGAAAAGCUGUGCUCAGUAUCUCUCUCCAACAUCAACGUCUAUGCUUGUUUAGUUUGCGGGAAAUAUUUUCAAGGUCGCGGUCGUUCGUCACACGCCUAUACACAUUCCUUGGACCAGGACCAUCACGUUUUCAUCAAUAUUGCCAGUUUGAAAGUAUAUGUUUUACCCGAGAGCUACGAGGUCCAGAAUAAGACGUUAGAGGACAUCAAGUAUGUUGUAAACCCAACAUAUACCAAGGUGGACGUAACGAAGCUCGACAAGGAACCAUUGGUGCGGUGGGAUCUAGGAGGGAAGAAGUAUAUUCCCGGUUUUGUGGGUUUGAAUAACAUCAAACAGAAUGAUUACAUGAACGUUGUAGUGCAUGCUCUUGCACAUGUAGCUCCUCUUAAGAACUAUUUCAUGCUAGAGGAUUUAUCGUCAAGGCCCGAACUAGCCCAACGAUUCUCCAUCUUGGUCAGAAAGAUCUGGAACCCCCGCGCUUUCAAAUCCCAUGUUUCCCCCCACGAGCUUCUUCAGGAAAUUUCUCUCCGUUCUUCCAAAAGAUUCACCCUAACCAUCCAAUCUGACCCAGUGGACUUUCUCUCUUGGUUCAUAAAUAAUCUUCACCUUUCACUCGGUGGCUCGAAAACGAAGCCCGGGACUAGUAUUAUACAAAAGGUUUUCCAAGGAAGGCUAAAAGUCGAAUCACAGACCAUUACUGCUAGAGCGGAUGCCUCCGAUCGAUUACGAUUUGAGGAGGCGGCUGAGAUUAAGAUGGAUAUUGUAAGGUUUAUGAUGCUAACAUUGGAUCUACCGCCAAAGCCGAUCUUCAAGGAUGAGCAGGACAAGAAUAUCAUUCCUCAGGUCCCCUUAACAACCAUCCUGUCAAAGUACGACGGCCUACACUCCCAGGAGCUCCUCGGACAGCGUAAACGCUACCGCCUCCUCUCCCCCCUCCCCCCAUUCUUAAUAUUCCACAUCAAACGUUUUAGCAAGAAUAAAUUUGUAGAAGAGCGCAAUCCUACUAUCGUCACAUUCCCCACAAGAUCACUAGACAUGUCACCCUACGUCGAACCUUCAGAGGGCGGUUCCUCGACAGAGCCAAUCUGGUACGAUCUAGUCGCCAACAUCACACAUGAGAGUGUCACCACAACAUCAGGGAAGAAAGAGGGCGAUAUCAGGAGUGUCUAUAAGGUGCAGUUGGUGAAUAAGGCUAGCGGAGAGUGGUUCCAGAUUCAAGACUUGUUUGUAGAAGAGGUUGCUAGAGAGCUGUUGUUUACGAGUGAGUCGUAUGUUCAGAUUUGGCAGCUAAGGAAGGAGCCGAAGGGGAAGGGGACGGAAAUUUAGUAGCUUGGUGAAUACGCUUGGUGGUUUGUUAAGAGCUCUUUGGGAAAUGUUCAUCGCCCCUGGCGGUGAAAGCUGUUCGUCGAACAAUAGUUAUAACCUACUGUAUCGUAUGGAGUCGAGUUGAAGCUAUGGCGUCCACGGCGCAGUACGCCCGGGGGUAGGUCAAACUAUGACCGUGCGAAGGUAUAAAACUCACAGUAGCGGUGUAGAAGACAGUACUGUAUGAACACAUACAAAUAUCUGAUA
Messenger RNA from Tuber melanosporum (Perigord truffle), 1899 nucleotides. RefSeq lists its product as uncharacterized. The record is from RefSeq and is a predicted model, not a curated record. Gene Ontology annotation, biological process: mRNA processing; spliceosomal complex assembly; protein deubiquitination. NCBI's taxonomy places the organism in Eukaryota, Fungi, Ascomycota, Pezizomycetes, Pezizales, Tuberaceae. Gene Ontology annotation, molecular function: cysteine-type deubiquitinase activity; zinc ion binding. The transcript is spliced from 5 exons. The coding region runs from base 1 to 1653 and encodes 550 amino acids.